This is a messenger RNA of Aethalodelphis obliquidens (Pacific white-sided dolphin), 1792 nucleotides long. RefSeq names its product C-X-C motif chemokine ligand 9 (gene CXCL9). Gene Ontology annotation, cellular component: extracellular region. The transcript has 4 exons. Gene Ontology annotation, molecular function: chemokine activity. The record is from RefSeq and is a predicted model, not a curated record. NCBI's taxonomy places the organism in Eukaryota, Metazoa, Chordata, Mammalia, Artiodactyla, Delphinidae. Bases 652 to 1134 code for a protein of 160 amino acids. Gene Ontology annotation, biological process: defense response; chemotaxis; immune response.
AUUCCAUAGGUUGCUUUUUCACUGUUGAUUGUUUUCUUUGAUACACAGAAGUUUUAAAGUUUGAUGUAGUACCCAUUGUCUAUUUUCAACUGAUCCAUUAUUCUAUCUAUUUAAAAAAAUAAUAAUCUGUAGCAGCAAUGACAUAAAAAACAAAAAGAGGCUACCACAGUAGGAAAUGACCUAGUCCCUGAAUUAAUUAAGAUGCCUUUUAAUGUAUUUUGAUUGUUUAAGAUUGUUGGGUAAGCAAUAUAAGAAAAAAUAAAUGUGGCCAUAUAUUAUACAUAAAGAUAUUCUACAAAUAGUAAGAAAAUUUGAAGAGUGUUUUACUUAUCUGGACUUUAAUAUUUCCCAUCUGGAAACCACAUCUCCAGCCCUUCUUGUAUGAUGUUAUUAUAUUCAUUAUAUAACUUAUUCUUCAUCCAGGUGAGCAGCUGUUAGUGUGCUAAAGGCUGCCAGUGAUGAUGGUUUCACGUCUCUUAUGAUAAACUACCCAUUUAUGUGAAAUGGAAAGAUAUAAAUCAUGCAGAAAUUCCCUUGGAUCAGAGAGUAGGGGUUCCCCCAGCACAAUUAAGUUUGUGGUCAGUUUAGCUGGAUCAGCUAAGACAACCAGCCAAUCAGAUUUUAGGAGGGAAACGGAUUUCCUAAAUAAAUAUGAUUUCCAAGAGCAUGUUCUCUAAAGAAUUUCUCAGGCUUAGAAUCAAAUACAGGAGUGACUCAGUAGAACAAAUACAGGAGCAACUCCAUUCUACCACUAUGAAGAAAAGUGGCGUUCCUCUCCUUUUGGGUAUCAUCUUCCUGACUCUGAUUGGAGUUCAAGGAACUCCAACAAUGAGGAAUGGACGCUGUUCCUGCAUCAACACCAGCCCAGGGACGAUCCAUUCAAAAUCCUUAAAGGACCUUAAACAAUUUGCCCCAAGCCCUUCUUGUGAGAAAACUGAAAUCAUUGCUACAAUGAAGAAUGGGGCUCAAACCUGUCUAAACCCAAAUUCAACAGAUGUGAAAGAAUUGAUUAAAGAGUGGGAGAAACAGGUCAACCAAAAAAAAAAGCAAAAAAAAGGGAGAAAAUAUAAAAAAACCAAGAAAGUUCCAAAAGUUAAAAAAUCUCUACAUCCUCCUCAAAAGAAGACUACAUGAGCUACCAUUUUACCAGCAAGUAUUUUGUGUUAAAAAGUUUCUUUUUAACUAUACUGAAAUAAUUCCAAAAACGGAUGGCAUCUUAAUACAUAAGCUUGUUGAUUUGAACUAGAAAAUUUAAAGCAUUAUUUUGAAAUUGUAAUUAAAGGUAGAAAGUUGCUUUUAAAAUCCAGCUGUGAAGAAUUGUUAGAGGCUAGAGUUUGUCUUUGUUCUUCCACCUCUGACCAGCUGAAUUUCAUCAUGCUUAAGCCCACAAUCUCCGUAACGCCCACAUCUGGACAAAUGUCCUCACAACCGCAUCCCACACACAACAGCUGCCUGUGAGAACAGCUGUAGGCUUCCCAGGACUCCAGAGAACAUCCUGAGGCACACGUCAGCAGGCCCCAGCCUGGGAGCAUGCUGGUAAGCGGAGCAGUUUGGAAUCGAGCUGGACCUCACCAAGUUGCCAUGGCCGCCAGCAUCUGUAUUUGAAUCUGCCUGUGGGCCUCUCAUACAAUGCAUCUGAGAUAUCCGUGCCGUGUAUAACUGUACCAUUUACAUAUACAUGUACACUCUCUAAGCAAAUAAUUAAGUGCAAAGCAGUAUUGACAUAUGUACCCUGUAGUCUGAAAUAUUUUCUUUGUUAAAAGACAAUGCUAUCAAUAAAUGCACCACUGAU